Daldinia childiae is the source of this 771-nucleotide messenger RNA. RefSeq lists its product as uncharacterized. Bases 1 to 771 code for a protein of 256 amino acids. Lineage: Eukaryota; Fungi; Ascomycota; Sordariomycetes; Xylariales; Hypoxylaceae. The transcript has 3 exons. Gene Ontology annotation, molecular function: acyltransferase activity, transferring groups other than amino-acyl groups. The record is from RefSeq and is a predicted model, not a curated record.
AUGGAGCACGUAAGCAACAGUGUUUCCCUCGUUGAGUUGAAAAAGCGUUCUCUCAUUCCACAAAAAUGGGAGGGCCAAGUCCGUGCUAUCGGAAUAUCGGAGUAUAAGGAAGCAGCGCUAUCUCUAGCGCAGGCCUUUGCUACUGAUGAACUGGCACAGUACGUCCUUGAUACGGACGACAUGGUCGGUUACGAUGACGAGACCAAGUGGCGGCUCCACGUUGAUAUCUUCAACUACAUCGUGGCAGCCCAUUGCUACAAGGGUGUCGUAACCACCAUCGGGCCGGACUACGAGGGCGUGGCGCUCUGGAUGCCGCCUGGCAAGGAGAUGGACGACUGGGUAACCAUCGUCCGCAGUGGUAUGUGGAGACUCUACUAUCAACUGUCUGCCGAAGGCCGGAAGCGCUACUACCAAGAACUCAUGCCGGUGCUCCACGACACCAAAGCCGAGGUCAUGGGUGACAGGGACAACGACUGCUACUACCUAGUAUAUCUGGGCACCAAGCCCAGCGGCCAGCGUAGGGGCUACGCGAGGAAGCUCAUGGAGCAGAUGGCUGCCAAGGCUGACGCCGAAGGUCGAGCCAUGUACCUCGAGUCCAGCUCGGAGAAGAACACGUCGUACUACAAGAAGUUCGGCUUCGAGUUCAAGAAGGACAUCUACCUCGGUAUCGAUUGCAAGUCGCCAGUCCGUCUGAGUAUCAUGGUCCGCGAGCCGCAGAAGCUAUCCAAAUCGAUCCCCAUCAAGCUUAACCCCGGGUUCAAGAAGAUGUAA